Musca vetustissima is the source of this 864-nucleotide messenger RNA. Its product is annotated as enoyl-CoA delta isomerase 2-like. NCBI's taxonomy places the organism in Eukaryota, Metazoa, Arthropoda, Insecta, Diptera, Muscidae. The record is from RefSeq and is a predicted model, not a curated record. Bases 1 to 864 code for a protein of 287 amino acids. The transcript has a single exon.
AUGACAAGCUCCAACGCCACCACCUUGUCCCUGAAAGAAAUCGUUGAACGUGAAAAACAUUUACGCACCUCUGAUAAAUUGCGCAAAAGUGAAAUAAUUAAAGAACUUCGUGGCAAUAUUUUGAUAUUGAAAAUCAAUCGCCCGGCCAGCAGGAAUGCCUUAAAUCGUAAUGCUGUUUACGAUUUAAUUGCUGCCAUUGGUGAAGCCACCCAUAAUCAAGAUGUAAAAAUGAUAUUACUAACCGGCUAUGGGCAGGUUUUUUGUGCGGGUACCGAUCUUAAACAAUUGCAGGAUUAUCCUAACCCUGAAGAUUAUUUUUAUGGGGCAAAUUAUAUCUUAAGAUCUUUGGUCAAGACGAUUAUUGUGUGCCCCAAAAUCAUUGUUGCCCUAAUAAAUGGUCCAUGUAUUGGUAUUGGUUUUACGCUGGCCGCUCUCUGUGACAUUUGUGUCUGCACCAAGGAGGCAUAUUUUCAAACACCAUUUUCCCAGUUGGGUUUAUGUGCCGAGGCAUGUUCAUCGUAUACUUUCGUGCAGCAUUUUGGCCAAUCAUGGGCUUCCAAGUUGUUGCUGUUUGGUGAAAAACUUUCUGCCGAAAAAGCCGAGCAAUUGGGUUUUGUCACCCGCAUUUAUGUUGACUUGCAGGAUGUUGAAAAUCGAUUGUGGCCUAAACUUGAAGAAUAUUCACGACUACCAUGGGAGUCGGUGGCAAUUAGUAAGAAUUUAAUGCGUUUAAAUCAUCGUGAGCAGCUGCUGAAGGCAUUGGAGGCCGAACUCAAGGAAAUUGGUAAAUUACGUCGGGGGCCAGUUUAUCAGAAAGCCAUUGCUGAUUUUCUACAAAAAUCGAAAAGUCAAAGUAAACUUUAA